Bicyclus anynana (squinting bush brown) is the source of this 3273-nucleotide messenger RNA. RefSeq lists its product as uncharacterized. The coding region runs from base 255 to 3164 and encodes 969 amino acids. The record is from RefSeq and is a predicted model, not a curated record. Lineage: Eukaryota; Metazoa; Arthropoda; Insecta; Lepidoptera; Nymphalidae. The transcript has 15 exons.
CAUACACACUUCUCGUUUUUGGAAGUCGGUUUAAACUACCUAAGUAAGACCUAUGAUAGUGUAUUAAAAAAUAUUAUCAUUAAAAAAAAUUAAAUGACAUUUCUGUCAUACAACAAAUCUAUAAAGCAAUUUUUCUCUUAACAAACAACGAGAAAUAUUUUGACUAUGAACAAUCCAAGCGGAUUAUUCCUAUUACAAGAUCAUUGACUACUGCGGUAUCACAUUUAAAUUGAUUUUAUAAUUAAGUCAGAACAAUGUCGGAUUCCAGUAUAAUGAGUGUGAGAGAUAUGAUAGAUACUUGUUUUGGAGAGCCAGAUGCAAAUACAGUCAACUUUAAGCUAAUGCAAACUAUACUAUACCUCCUUGCUAGGCAACUACGAUUAUUAGAACGUCAAGUUGCCAUAAAAUUUGCCUCAAAUCUUGCGCCUAGACGAUCUAGCCUUUCAAUAACAGAAGUGAAAUUAAAAGCAAAAGUUGAUAGAAAGAAGAAAACUAGUACAAAAAGUGAAUUAAUAUCUUCGAAAGCUAAAGAAGAAAAAUCCAAGUCUGAAAAGACAAUUUCUAAAUCCACCACUGACGAAACUUCAACUUUAAAAUCAUCAACUGAGCCUUUAACAUCAGAUAAAACAUUUAGUAAAUCAAGUACAGACAAAUCAUCAAAGUCUGAAAAGACAUCGUCUAAAUACACCACUGAUGAAACUUUAACUUUAAAAUCAACAACUGAGGAAACAACUACAGAUAAAUCAAAAAAUUUAAAAGAUACUCAAGAAAUAAUGAAAUCAAAAGAUACGGAUGAAACAUCACAAUCUGUAUCAGCUACAGAUAAAUCAACGAAACCAAAAGAUACGGUCAAAACAACUGCAGCCAUAACAAAAACUGUAUUAGCAGAAACAACAAAAUCCCUUACAGUAGAUGAAACAUCAAAAAAACCUACAACAGAUGGUCUCAAAUCGCCAAUUAAAAAAUCGUUACGUGAUAGCUUGGAUGAAACAUCCUCAGAAAUAGCAAUUACAGAAAAAACAGUGCAGUCUUCGAAGUCUACUUCAGAUAAAACAACAUUAGAAAAAAAAUCUUUGAAAUCUCCUACAAAUACAACUAGAACUUCCGAAUUAUCUUCUUUUUCAAAGCCUAGCAUAUCUACCGAAAAUAAAUCCAGGGCUGGAAAAACUAGAAAGACGAGAGCUGACUCUCGUGAAGUUGCGGAAAAAACACCCACACCUAUGGCUUCUUUAGACUCAAUGGAAGUACAAUAUGAGAAACUUCUUGUUGUUGAACGAGUACCCAUUGAAGAAGCUGAAAAAAAGAUAGGAAGCUUACGUGAUGGCAAAGCAAAGCUAGAUAUCGUGACACAAAAAGAAUUUGACGCACUAGCAGAAAUAGUAAGAGAAAUACAAAGAAAAUAUGGCGUAAGCGAAGACGGCAGACUAAUGCAUGGUUUACGUCAAGCCUCUUCUGUGACUGACUCAAUGGCUGCCUUGCAACUAUCCGCUCGUAUUCAAAACUUGGAAAAAUCUUUGAAAUUAAUGGAAAAUAUGGUUUCUAGUUUAGCUAAAACAAAGGGUAUUAAAAUGGUACAACCGGAAGAAAAAAUAACUCAGGCUCACCUAGUCCAAGAAGCUCAAGCAGAAUUGAAGAAUGAUAAUUCGGAAACAGAAUUAUUAUUUGAUGCGGCCCGUGAACCGUCAACUGUAGGAAAAUCCACAAGAGAAAUUAAGGAACAUGUAUCACAACCGCAAUUUACUGAAACUGGAAAACCAAUGCUCGAUGCUUUACCAAUAACAAACAUAAACGAAGCUGAAUUAGAUGGUGCAAUGCAAACACUAUAUGACGACUUAAUAACAUACGUGGGAAAUUUAACUAAUAUAGCUGUUAACAAGGCUGACAAUGCAAUGAAAUGUUCUCUUGGACUAGAGGCGAAAUUGGACGCAGCAUUAGAUGUAGAAUCGCACAUGGAUGAAUUAGAGAUACUAGUAUCUGAAUAUACUGGAAAAGUGAAUAACCUUGAUGCAAAUUUGUCGUCACAGAUGUCCAAUUAUCAAGAGCAGUUAACUCAAAUGCAACAUGACUUGGAAGCAGGAUUGGAAGCUAUGGCGGAAGCUUUAGCAAAUCCUCCAGGAGAAACACCAGGAGUUGCUGAACUCAACGAAAAUUUUACUAAUCUGCAAAUUCAAUUUGACGUUGCUGAACUAAGGCAAAAAGAUUUACAAGAAAAGCAAGUGGCGCUGUCUUUAGACGUUCAAAGGUUGUGGAAAGACAUUGAAGUACUACGUGAAAUGAAAUCUGAUCGUGACGAAGUAGCAGAUGCUUUAAGAAACAAAGCUGGACUUGGUGCAUUAAACGGUCUUGUUACACAACAGCAAUUUGAUGCAGUGCGUGGUGAUUUUGAAAAGCGAAUUGGAGCUUCUUAUAACAAAUUCAAUAAUCAAGAGAUUGUUUGGCAAAAAAUCAUUGACGAACUAUUCAGAGAAAUUAAUGAAAAAGCCGAUUGGGUACAAGUAGUGGCAUUGCGUGAUGACAUUAAUAAAAAUCUCAAUUAUAUUCAAAAUAAAAUAUGCGCAAUGGAGGAAAUAGUCGGAGAACCUCGAGCAGCUACAAUCUCUAGAAAACUAUUUCGUGACGCUGCAUGUCUUUCUUGUUCAUCUCCCGCUAAUAUGAAUUUGGAAGAAUCUACCCUGCCAGCCUUACCAGCUUUUACCAAGCAAUCUACUCGCCCACCCACUAUUGGCGCUGAAGAUACAACAAAGCCAAAGGAAGAUGGCGAUCAUGGCUUAUGUUAUCCUGGACAGCCAAUACCACACGCUAGAGAUCCAAGAUCCUAUUUUUGUCGAAGAUACUGCGGUGGCUCACAUACAACAGGACGUAACACGUUAACUCGUGGCCCUAAAGAAGUUACUGUCAGCCCGUUGCCCCGAGGAAUUACAGGAGUCGGUUCAGAUGGAAAAGUAUAUGCUAUUGACGGCGAAGAGAGAGAAAAGAAACCAUGUAGACCGUGUAACAUUCCAAAAACUACGACACCUCCUGGUUCAGAAAUACAAGGUACAAGAUUUGAGCUGGAUUCUGAAACACAGCGGUACUACGUGCUUCCAGCCAUCACUCUACCGGGGCGAGCUGAGGACAGUGCUGUCUCCGUAACCCCACCGGCACAACUUCUUAACGAUGACUGAAGACUGCACGCUUCAAUAAAUUAUUAUUAUUUACAAUUCUGGUUAAAACGCUAAUUUGAAAUUUGUAUUUUUGAUUUUCUUAUUUGUACAAUAAAUAAUUUAUAAUUUA